Messenger RNA from Drosophila grimshawi, 1510 nucleotides. It is a transcript of the gene TSG101, whose product is annotated as tumor susceptibility gene 101 protein. Gene Ontology annotation, biological process: protein modification process; endosome to lysosome transport; protein transport. Gene Ontology annotation, molecular function: ubiquitin binding. The transcript has 7 exons. The record is from RefSeq and is a predicted model, not a curated record. The coding region runs from base 168 to 1367 and encodes 399 amino acids. NCBI's taxonomy places the organism in Eukaryota, Metazoa, Arthropoda, Insecta, Diptera, Drosophilidae. Gene Ontology annotation, cellular component: ESCRT I complex.
AUCGUUGUUGUGCGAUAACUUUGCAUAUAUGUACUCAAUACUCUCAUAUAAAAAGUACUCAAUUGACGACUUUGUUUGCGUUCUGCGAAUAUAAAGAAAUUUGUUUAAUAACUUCGUUUUAGCAGCGGGUGCACAAUCCAAAUUCGACUUAAAAUUAAGAAACUAGAAUGCCUGCCAUAGAAGAGGCGCAAAUUAACAAAUAUUUAUCAAAGUAUAAAAAUAUUGCGCAAACACGGAAAGAUGUUGUCGAUGUCGUUACCACGUAUCGCAGUCUGACAUACAAUCUGCAAAAAUUCGUGUUUAACGAUGGCAGCUCAAAAGAUUUGUUUACAUUGCUUGGCACAAUUCCAGUGGUGUAUAAGAAUAGCACCUACUACAUUCCCAUAUGCAUAUGGCUAAUGGACACCCAUCCCCAGAAUGCGCCAAUGUGCUUUGUGAAACCGACGCCAACAAUGCAGAUUAAAGUUUCCAUGUAUGUGGACCAUAAUGGCAAGGUGUAUUUGCCCUAUUUGCAUGACUGGCAGCCGCAUAGCUCGGAUCUGCUAUCGCUUAUACAGGUUAUGAUUGUGACAUUCGGUGAUCAUCCGCCCGUUUACUCCAAGCCCAAGGAUCAACAAGUUGCUGCGCCACAACCCUCAAACUAUCCAUAUCUACCUUAUCCAAGUGCGACUGGUGCUAGCGGUGGUAACUUUCCGCCCUAUCCCACUGGCGGCACUUUCAUGCCAUAUCCAUCGACCAGUGCUGGACCGACUGGUAGUUCAGGCGGAUAUCCGCCGUACAUGAAUUACCCACAACCAGGCGUCUAUCCGGGCAGUGCUGGAUAUAACCCUGGUGCCCAAGCUAAUCCCAGCUCAACAGGCACAAUUACCGAGGAGCACAUCAAAGCAUCACUUAUUAGCGCUGUGGAGGACAAGUUGAGACGUCGCAUACAGGAGAAGGUAAAUCAGUAUCAGGCUGAAAUCGAAACGCUGAAUCGCACCAAGCAAGAGCUAAUGGAGGGCAGUGCCAAGAUCGAUGCAAUCGUCAGUCGCCUGGAACGCGAUGAGGUUGAUCUGCAGAAAAAUAUUAACAUACUGAAGGACAAGGAACAGGAAUUGAAGACAAGUCUGGAGACUCUUGAGAGUGCAGAGUCCAUUGAUCCGGACGAGGCCGUUACAACUACAGCACCUUUAUAUAGGCAAUUACUGAAUGCCUACGCUGAUGAAGCUUCCACAGAGGAUGCCAUCUAUUAUUUGGGCGAGGGUUUGCGUGGUGGUGUCAUUGAUCUGGAGGCGUUCUUGAAGCACGUGCGCACCCUCUCACGCAAGCAGUUCAUAUUGCGCGCCACAAUGCAAAAGUGUAGACAGAAGGCAGGACUGGCUGGCUAGUAGGAUAUGCUUUAUCCUCUCCUUUUUCAGUUAUUUGUUUACCCAUGAACAUUUGCAGUUUUUUCAAGUGCAAACUAAUAUUCAAACAACACUCAAAUUGAUAUAUGUUAAUAUAUAAUAUAUGUAUUCGGUACUGCUUUAAA